GUUACCCGGAAGACGGUCAAUGUUAUUUCAUCAGCCGACUCAGCAUGUAGCGCCAACACUUUCUAUGAAUACCUUUUUUAAGUUUAGGUCUUACUUCAUGAUAUUAAGACGCGUUUAUAAGUCAGCCUUAGCGACCCGAGACGGAAGAGCUAGGUGCAAAGAACUGAUGACUAAAAUGCUGCGCUUGUCGCCGCAGUCCGUCAUGAAUGGACCAUCUGCCCAGUGUGAGGAAAGAUUACAAGCAGUGUGAUGAGCAUGUUAGGGCUCCCGAGUGGCGCAGUGGUCAAAGUCACUGCAUCUCAGUGCAAGAGUCAUCACUACAGUCCUUGGUUCGAAUCCAGGCUGAAUCACAUCCGGCCGUGAUUGGGAGUCCCAUAGGGUGGCACACAAUUGGCCCAGCGUUUUCCGGGUUUGGCUGGGAUGGUGCUGAAAUCCUGAAUUCAACAGUGGAGGCUCUAAAGGAUGGGCAAGUUGUGGCUGUGCCAACGGACACAAUAUACGGGCUGGCUUGCUUGGCUCAGAAUUCCAAUGCCAUCAAAAAGGUGUAUGACAUCAAAGGACGUAAGGGUCAGAAACCACUGGCCAUUUGUGUUGGAGAAAUCAAAGACAUUUAUAAGUACUGUAAGGUGUCAGUCAAGGAAGAGCUGAUAGGGGAACUGUUGCCUGGCCCUGUCACUCUAGUUCUGGAACGAGCUGAAGUACUCAACACUGACCUCAAUCCAUUCACUCCGUUAGUAGGAGUGCGCAUCCCGGACCAUGCCUUCAUGAGACGCCUCUGCCAGAUGUGUGGGGAACCUCUUGCCCUCACCAGCGCCAACAUCAGCUCACACUCCAGCACUGUGGCUGUACAUGAGUUCCAGGAUUUGUGGCCCCGGUUAGCAGUGGUGGUGGAUGGCGGACCAAUAGGAGACAAGAGUCGCUUGGGGUCAACAGUGGUCGACCUAUCGGUGCUCGGCAAAUACCGCAUCAUCAGACCUGGCUGUGCCUUCUCUUCCACAGUUGAUGUGCUGGAGCACAAAUAUGGACUGUCACAAGACACAGGGGAUCAGUGAGGUUUGCCCCCUCCAAAUUCAUACCACAUGCUGACACGAACAACCAGCAAGAACCUGUGCUUACCAUGGCCAAAUACAACUAUGAAUGCCUGCGACGCUGAGGCGAGUGACAAAAUCGAAAUCGCUCAUCUUUCUAAAGGAAGGACAGUCCUUUUGCACAUUGCAGGCUAUUGUUGAAAGCUCUGGGUUUCACUUAAGGGAUUUGUUUCGUAUUUCUUGGUUAUUAGUUGUCCAAGCAUUCUUGUUUCUAUGGGAAAACCCAGGGCACUUAACUCAUUCUUUGCUUUACAAAUUGACUUUAUUGUGUGGAAACUAGGUUGUUUUAUUCAAGCAUGCUUACACCCAACGGAAGACCCCACUCUUGCCUCCUCUCUAGUGGGUUAAAAUGGCAGACUUGGCACAGAGUAACGGUUGGAGUUCUACCCUGUUACUGUCAUUUUGAGCUAUGGCUAGGUUAAGCAAAGCUACUAUUUAAUUGAGUUAUUUCAAGUGUCUUUUUCAUGCAUUUCUAAAUCAAGCCUGUGUUUUAUGAACUGAUUCUGGAGUUUCAGGGCUGUGAACAUUGUUUCAAUGCAUUUUAUUUUCAUGGGGAAUUUAUUUAACAUGGUUUGGAACACAUUUCAGACUGAGGCUGCAUAUACACAGGCAGCCCAAUUUCUUUUCUUUUUUUUGAACAAAUUGGUCUUUUGGCCAAUCAGAUCAGCUGUGAAAAGAUGUGAUUGGCCAGACCAAUGGGUGGGAAAAAAUAUUAGAAUUGGUCUGCCUGUGUAAACGCAGCCUGUUAGCCGUGCUCUAGUGUAUUAUUGCUUGACGGUUAUGAGAGACUGACUACUGGUUUGUAUAAUGGACCAAUGAGAGUAUGUUGUUGAUAAUAAAUGGCAUGCAUUAUGCUGACCUUGA
Messenger RNA from Oncorhynchus keta (chum salmon), 1952 nucleotides. RefSeq names its product yrdC N(6)-threonylcarbamoyltransferase domain containing (gene yrdc). The record is from RefSeq and is a predicted model, not a curated record. Bases 207 to 1052 code for a protein of 281 amino acids. Gene Ontology annotation, cellular component: cytoplasm. The transcript has 7 exons. Gene Ontology annotation, biological process: regulation of translational fidelity. Gene Ontology annotation, molecular function: tRNA binding; double-stranded RNA binding; nucleotidyltransferase activity. Lineage: Eukaryota; Metazoa; Chordata; Actinopteri; Salmoniformes; Salmonidae.